UCUGACCUUGUAUGACAUGUUUCGCCGGCAAGACAACUGUACGCUCCUCCGCAACACUUGGGCGGUGGCAGCCACGAAGGUGCAGUCAGCUGACGGCGAUGAUUGGACAGUUACAGAGGUGAUUGCAGAGAACCAAGAGACACAAACUCGAUAUAGCGUCAAGGGCAAGGUCUUCAUCGAUGCGACGGGGGAUGGGCGCCUCGCCGCUGAGGCAGACAUUCCUUACAUUAUCGGUGAGGCGCGGUAUCGGCGGGAAUGAGACAGAUAGCAUUGCCAGUCGUGUCUACCUGGCCGCAGGGCGUGAGGGCAGAGACAGAUUUGGAGAAGCACUAGCCGACAUGCAGGAUGACAACGAGACGAUGGGCAGCUCACUGGCCUUCACGUCACGUGACAUGGGGGAGAAAAUGACAUUUCAGGCACCAGAAUGGUUGGUGGGAAGCCCAGUGCUACUGGUCUUAUCCCCUCUUCAUCUCAUUGCACAGUGCUUGUUCAUGAUCAGGGCCACAAAGUACAGACAGUCAGAUUUCAGAUUUCGCCGCAUAAGCGACAUUGACCACGGCUGGUGGUGGAUGGAGGUGGCGUGGCCCUAUAACACUAUCCGCGACAACGAGGCCAUCCGUAACACACUAAUGGAGAGUCUGCUUGGUAAAUCACACACACAGUCACACCAGUCACAGAGAUAGACAACUGAGCCAGGCGUUCUUCAUGUUAUUUAUGCUGCCCACACAGGAAUAUGGGACUACGUAAAGAACAGCGGCAAGUAUCCUAAGGCAGAGAAUCUCGCUCUUGAUUGGCUGGAGUGGUGGCCAUGCAAAAGAGAAGGUAGGUGACGAUCAUAUGCACGGCCUGUUUUCUGUGGCCCUAGGAUUUGAAGGUCCGAUUUACGUGGUAGGUCGUCGUUUCCAGGGUUUGUACACAAUGACACAAAAUGAUGUCUUGCCAGACGUGAGUGCGCGAGGAGGUAAUGUUCCUCCUCCCGCACCUUAUUGGGAUCGUGUAUCUCACGGCGGCUGGUAGGUCUUCGAAAUAGACCCGAGCCCCGAUACCGAGACAUGUGGCAUGUUUGCUCAUUGCAGGCCACUCGACCUGCACAACAUCAAAGGGAUACUCGACACCGCAAGACCUCCGUAUGCUUCUUUCAACAUGCCUCUCAUGUACAGUUAA
Vitrella brassicaformis is the source of this 1164-nucleotide messenger RNA. The record is from the annotation of a GenBank genome assembly. NCBI's taxonomy places the organism in Eukaryota, Vitrellaceae.